Micromonas pusilla CCMP1545 is the source of this 1665-nucleotide messenger RNA. RefSeq lists its product as uncharacterized. The coding region runs from base 1 to 1665 and encodes 554 amino acids. The record is from RefSeq and is a predicted model, not a curated record. The transcript has a single exon. Lineage: Eukaryota; Viridiplantae; Chlorophyta; Mamiellophyceae; Mamiellales; Mamiellaceae.
AUGGGCUAUCGGAUACUGUACCUUCGUACUGUACGUGUACGUGUUCAGCUGUACACGACUACCAAGGUACAAUACACGUACAGUCGUACACGCAUGCAGCACUAUUUUGUAGGGAUAAAAUACAUGUACGUGUACAUACAGUACACGUACGUGUACAACAUAGUACGUGUACUCAUAAGCGUCACGAGGGGAAAAAAGUUACUUCCACAUUUCAAAAACGUUCACGAAAUGCAUAGGGCACAACUAUCAGAUAUUACCGAUUUCCGGCAGCGAACCCGAAAAGAACUGGAUGCUCCUCGUAAAGAAAUGCACUUAAGACGAGCUGAAAUUAGUUUAUUGAGAAAGAAGUUAAGCAUCGUCGUAAAUGCCUUCCUUGCCGAGAGGAACAAGUCAGAAGAACGAAUUCGUGAGGUGCGAUUUUACUUGUUACGACGUUGUUGUCGCAUUCGUCGCCUUGUUUUUCAAUUGUUUUUCCUUCCAAGAUCGGAUAUCGUAUCGUCAGACGCAGGAUUGCCUGCUCUUGCGUGCAAACUAGUUGCACAACCUCGCUUGCAACCAACCGUGAUACCGUGUUCCCCUUUCCUUCCACGGCCUUUUGCACAGCUCGCAAGGGCGUAUAAACGAGAUUUGAGUGAGAGAGACUAUAGCCUAGCCUCCAUCAAGCUUCAAAUGUGCAAUUACAGACAACACAUCAGGGUCCUUGAAAUGCAGCGCAGUGCAUUGAACGACGACGCAGAGAACAAAAAAGCUGAGUGCGAAAUUCUUGGUGCACAGCUUUCGGAGGAGAAAUACUCGAGCUCGAUGCUUAAGAGUGAAAUUGUUUGUCUGAAAGAAGCUCUGCAGGGUGCUGCAGCCGAUUUAUGUGAAGCAGAUGCUGAGGUUUCACAUCUCAAGAAAAACACUAUGUCAGUUCUCGAGCAUACAAAGGUAGUGGAGUCCUACUGUCCCCAUGUGAAGGAUUCGACGUCGCUAUCCACUUCAAGAAAAACUUCAGGAAUCCUAUUUCGAGAGCACUUCAAAGAAGAAGCUGAGCUUAACUUCAAAGAUUUUCAGUCUUGCACUGGAAAAAACCAUGACGCUCCUGAAAGCUCCAAGUUUCACAAGAAAGGUAUCGGGCAUCAAGUUGAAGAGCACAUUCUGACUUUUCAAGGCAAGUCAAGUCUCGCACACACAGGUUUACCACUGGCUGAAGUGGAACUAGAAUCGAUUUCCUAUGAGGAUGCCGCCGAUCGUGUAUCUCCUCUUGCGAAAUCCUCGGGAAUCCAAAUCAUACCAGGUCAAGGUAUCACUACGAAACCGCUGAGUCCCCAUGCUCUUGACUACAGAGAUAUGGAGAAAGCAGGUACUGCAAAGAAGGUUCAGCCCGCUCAACAAGCAUCACUAGACGAUAAAUCUGUUGGUCGAAAUAAAGUUGUCAGGGAGGCCUGUUUGGAUACAUGUGUCAAAGAAGCUGGUUGCGCAGUGAAAAGUGGACUGCGCGUACCGCUGGUGGGUAUCCAGGAACUAACGAAAGGAUCUGGGCCCUCAGAAGCCACAGAUGUGAGCGCCCGCGGUGGCCUUUCAAAAAAACGAAGACUACUCGGCCAAGUUCCAGUACUUGGCUCUGAUACUCUGCCUUCGGCCUUACUUUAUGGCUUAGGCGAAGAUUUCAGGGCCCCGAAAUAG